AUGUUUUCCAAGCGGCAGUCAAGCAGUUUGGCCGGACUGUGCAAUGGAGCGCAGCACUGCAAUUGCUUCACGAAGGAAUUCAAUCAGGUUUGGAACCCUCCAAAGGCCACUACAUCACGAUUGCCAAUGUCUGCAGAAAGUGCGGGCAAUGGCAAGGGGCAUUGUCGCUGCUCAGCGAGAUGUGCGAGUCGAAGAUGGAGCCGGAUCAUAGUCAGCAGCAAUAUUGGGAUCAGCGCGUGCGGGAAGGGCGGACAGUGGCGGCAAGCUUUAGCGUUGCUCAGCGAGAUGUGGGAGACGAAUCUGAAGCCCGACGUCAUCAGCUACAGUGCUGGGAUCAGUGCGUGCGAGAAGGGCAAGCAAUGGCAGCGGGCCCUGGCGCUGCUGAGCGAGAUGUGGGAGGCGAAAUUGGAGCCCGACGUCAUCAUCUAUAAUGCUGGCAUCAGCGUGUGCGCGAAGGCUGAGCAGUGGCAGCGGGCUAAUGCGCUGCUCAGCGAGAUGUGGCAUGCGAGACUGGAGCCCGACGUCAUGAGCUACAGCGCUGGCAUCAGCGCUUGCGAGAAGGGCGCGCAGUGGCAGCGGGCUUUGGGACUGCUCAGCGAGAUGUGUGAGGUGAAAUGGGAGCCCGACUGCUCGUCAGCUACAGCGCCGGGAUCAGCGCGUGCGAGAAGUGCGAGCAGUGGCAGCAGGCUCUGA
Messenger RNA from Prorocentrum cordatum, 693 nucleotides. Lineage: Eukaryota; Dinophyceae; Prorocentrales; Prorocentraceae. The record is from the annotation of a GenBank genome assembly.